CUAGGAAACUUCGUGGAAGCUACACUCGAGAAAAGAAUGGACCUGCUACUCAUGCCUUCACUGCACCCAUUUAACCCCCUUCACCUUCCUCUCACUUUCCCCUCACAACACAAUUCUCCUUCUCUUCUCUUCUCUUAUUAUCCCUCUUCUUUCUUUCUUCUCAAUUCCAUCCGUUAUAUUCACUUUCCAUCUCAAUUCCAAUGAAGUUCAUUAACCCUAAAAACCUCUCUCCCAAACACCUUUUCCGUUCCAAGAAGGAAAAAUCAUCCGUAUCACGAUCCGACCCGCUUUCCUUCGGGUCAGCUUCUUCCUCUGACGACUCCACUCACAAAGCCGUCACCGGAGGCUCUCAAACACCUACCAGCGUCCUUCCUGAAGCAUCGUCCAGCUCGUGGUCCGACGUCACCGUCGAAGUUCAAUGGGAGCUUGCUCAGGCGUUCAGAUUAAUCGACCGCGACAACGACGGCGUCGUUUCGCGUGAAGAACUCGAAGCCGUUCUGACGCGCCUCGGAGCGCGUCCGCCUAGCUCCGAGGAGAUCGAGAUGAUGCUAAGCGAAGUUGAUAGCGAUGGUAGAGGAUGCAUAAGCGUGGAAUCGAUCAUGAACCGGAUUGGAUCGGGUUCGGCUUCGGCUUCGGAUCCGAAUCCGGAGGAAGAACUGAGGGAAGCGUUUGAGGUUUUUGAUACGGAUCGGGAUGGGAGAAUCUCCGCGGAAGAGUUGUUGAGGGUUUUUAGAGCAAUUGGGGAUGAACGGUGUACGUUAGAGGAGUGCCGGCGUAUGAUAGCAGGUGUUGAUAAAAACAGAGAUGGGUUUGUCUGUUUCGAGGAGUUUUCGUGUAUGAUGGAGAUGCAGCGAUGAUGGUGACUGUGAUUAUGAAGAAAAAAAUAACAAUAUAAUAAUAUAAAUAUAUUACUAAAUGAAGAAAAAAAACAAUUUCUUUGAUCAUCUAUGUUGUUCUUCUUAGUCCGUUUCUUUUUGUUGUAAAUUUUUUUUGUUGCUGUAAACCAUCUUUUUAGUCUUAAAAUUGUAAGAUUAUGAAAAGUUGGGAUUAAAUGUAAGAAAUAUCAAAAUGUUUUUUUUAAAAUUAUUUAAUGUUAGUUAAAUGCUUGCCUUUAA
This is a messenger RNA of Lathyrus oleraceus (garden pea), 1115 nucleotides long. RefSeq names its product probable calcium-binding protein CML35. The transcript has a single exon. Gene Ontology annotation, molecular function: calcium ion binding. The record is from RefSeq and is a predicted model, not a curated record. Lineage: Eukaryota; Viridiplantae; Streptophyta; Magnoliopsida; Fabales; Fabaceae. Bases 201 to 857 code for a protein of 218 amino acids.